AUAAUAUGAAACUCGCUUUUUAGUGAAUAUGUGCCCUAAACUCCUCCUCUACCAGUAAAACUAGCUUCUUCUCGAAGGGGAGCUUUGUUCGGCUAACCUGCCUUGAUAAGUUUCCAUACUAUUCGACCUUUUCUGUUUGGCUUCAAUCACUAGAGCCCUUUCCAAAUCGAUUUCAUUAUCAAUCUUUUGCUUAAAAUUUAUCAAAGAACUAAGAUAAUUCAUAAUUAUGAAUCCACUCAUCACCAAACCCCUUAAUUGCUUUAUUUAACUGGUAUUUAUUCACUGCUAACCCACACAUACAUUGUUUGUGUACUCGAGUGAGUUCCACUAGCUGUGCAAUUAUAUAAUGAUUAACGUCCUCCCUCAAUUCUUUUGAUUUUUUUUGUCCUCUCCUACUUCUUUGAUUGAAGAUUCAAAGAAAUAAAAAAAAAUAGUAAAAAAUGAAUCAAAAUUUCGACUCGAUAGACAGCUUUUUCAAGAACAAUGCUGCCAUCGAUAACGACUCGAAUUAUGACAUGGAAGCACAAACAAAAUCUGUUCGUUCUAAUAACAUAAAUACUUCAAACACAGGAAAUGACUCGCUUGCUUCUACAAGCACAUCAUCAACAAUCUAUAGACAAGUUUCUUAUGAAUUACAUCAAGUGAACUCUCCUCAACCACUAGCAGUUACCUCUGGUCACCAGCUUAACCAUUCAUUGAGAGCUAUCGAGAUUGCAUCCAUUUGUCUUUGUUCUGUUAUUGGAACAGGUUUGUUAGUUGGUUCAGCUAGAUUUUUAGCUGCCUCUGGUCCAGUUUCUUUGUUAAUUGCCUUUACAAUCAUGGGUUUUGUAACAGUCCAAGUACUAAACGCUUUGUGUGAAAUGUCAACUUAUAUCCCCAUUCCAAAUGGCUAUUCUGGCUACACUUCUAGAUAUGUUGAUCCCUCUUUAGGCUUUGCAUUGGCCUAUUGUUAUUUAUUGGAAAGUUUGGUAGUUGGUCCAAACCAACUAACUGCCGGAGCCUUGGUUAUACUGUACUGGGUCGGUAGAAACACUAUCAAUCCUGCUGUUUGGAUAACUGUUUUCUUGACUCUAGUGGUGCUCUUUAACGGGUUUAUUAGAAUUGGAAAAUUUUCUCUCUUAGUCACAGCAUUUGUUAUCACGAAAUUUGUUGUGAUCACUGGGGUCAUCAUAUUAUUGAUCGUAAUUAUGUUUGGUGGUGCUCCUUCGAACGAUGUCAUUGGUUUCAGAUACUGGAAAGAGAAUCCUUUUGCAGAGUAUUCUGAAAAAAUCGAUGGAAGCACUGGCUGUUUUGUAUCCUUUUUAUCUGUGCUAGUUGGGGCCUCGUUUUCUUAUCUUGGAACAGAAACAAUUGUGGUAGCUGUUGGAGAAUCUGUGAAUCCAAGAAGCACAAUCCCCAAAGCAAGAAAACUAGUUGCCUACCCACUAAUCACUGCUUACAUUUCAGUCAUUGCUUUGAUUGGCUUAUGUGUUCCAUAUUAUGAUUCAGCUUUGGUUUCUUCAGAGCCUUACUCUUCAGCUGUCGUUGUUGCAAUAGAAAACGCUCUCAUACAAGUUUUACCUCAUAUAUUCAAUGGUGCAAUACUAAUUUUCGUUUUUUCAGCUGCUACUUCCAGUUUUUAUGUUGCAACUCGUGUACUUUAUGGCUUAUCUGUUUCAGGCGAAAGUCUCAAAAUCUUCUCCAAAACAAAUAAAUAUGGAAUUCCAUAUUAUGCAGUAAUUUUUGUGGCUGUAUUUGAUUUGCUAUCAUACAUGAACAUCACAGAGCAAUCCUCCGAGAUCUUUGGUUAUCUAGUUGACACAACUUCCUCAUUUGGUAUAAUCCUCUGGGAUUGCAUUUUGUUAACCCAUAUUUGUUUCAUCAAGGCUUUUAAAACUCAAGGUUUGGAUAGGAAAAAAGAACUUCAUUACUACGCAGCGGGAUCUCCAUAUACCACAAUAAUCGCAUUAUGUAUAUCAUUGCUAGUCACCAUUAUUAAAAACUUUACUGUAUUUCUCAGCACAAAAGAUGGCUUUCAAUAUGGAAGCUUUAUAAGUGGUUAUAUCGGAAUACCUAUAUUUCUUUUGAUGUUCACUGGCCAUAAAUUUUACUAUAAAACGGAGUUUAUAAAAUCUGAGGAUGCUGAUUUAUACUUUUAUAAAGACUAUGUUGAUGCUGAAGAAGAAGAGUAUAAGAAAAACUUACUAGAAGAACAAGCUAAUGUUCUAGAGGACAAAUCUUCAAAAGUUUUAAAAAUCAAAAAAUUGCUUUGGGAAUGGUUUAUAUGAAAAAAAAAAAAAAAAAAAUGAGUCCUUUAACCUAUCA
Molecule: messenger RNA, 2304 nt
Organism: Ascoidea rubescens DSM 1968
Lineage: Eukaryota; Fungi; Ascomycota; Saccharomycetes; Ascoideales; Ascoideaceae
Exons: 1
Coding region: 441-2267 (608 amino acids)
Biological process (GO): amino acid transmembrane transport
Cellular component (GO): membrane
Molecular function (GO): amino acid transmembrane transporter activity
Source: RefSeq, a predicted model, not a curated record